UCUGCCUUCAAGCGCUUUAGAACAGAAUUAUAAAUAACACUACUUUGGCCGUUAUUAGUAUUAUUUGUUUACACAAAAUUAAUAUUUGCCAAAAAGUGUGAAGAACGAAAUACGGUCCAAAUAAUAUAGACGAGAACAAAAGCCCACGCAGCCAAUUGUACAUCCCCGGUUGCCCACCAAAUAUUAUCCAGCAUGUCGUCCUGCAAGAUAUUACCCCGUCGCCAGGCAAUACCCGUACUCUAUACGAGGGGCACCCACUACGAGGUCGGCUUCGAUAUGGGUCGCACAUUCGGCUCUAUGAUCAAGAACUUUCUGAUCUUAUCUCAACCGCUGAACGAAACGUAUUUGCCGCUAUACGCCACCACAAAAGGCAGGCAAAUCUAUAAUGAGACAUUGGAAUCGGUGAAAUGUAGCUUUCCGCAAUAUAUACGAGAAUUGGAGGGCGUGGCCGAUGGUGCUGAGGUGGAGUUCCAUAAGUUGUUUCUGCUGCACUUGGAUGAGAUUUUGCCACAAUCUCUAAAGCAUCAGCCACGUAGUAAGAACCAACCCACCGGAUGCUCCUCGAUCAUUGUUAACCAGAAGCAUUGUCGUCUACUUGGCCACACGGAGGAUGCGUUGACAGAAACGCUUAAUCAUUAUUACUUUGUGGUGGCUCACAUCAUUAGCGACAAGCCGCAGGGUAAAUACAAUGUGAAGGAGGAGCAUUUCAUGUCUCUUUGCUAUGCUGGACACUUGCCUGGCUAUACAAUGAGCCACAAUCAUCAUGGACUCGUGUUUAGCAUCAAUACAAUUAGCGCCGAAUUGUUGCGCAGUGGCAAGACACCACGUCACUUCCUCACUCGCGCCUUGCUUGCCACGAGCAAUGUGGAUGAUGCCUUCAGGGUGCUCAAGGAUGCCGGAGUCGGUGCCGCGGAUGCAUGUUCCAUUAACUUUAGCUUUUUGGGCGAUCCCCGGCAAAUGUUCUACAACGUAGAAAUGGCUCCCAAUCCAGAGAGGAAAAAUGAAUCGCAUUUGAGUAUUAAGGAGGUACCAAUGGGUGCUUGCAAUUUCCAUGUUAAUCAAUUUGAUCGCAUCCCCUUGGAUCAGGCCAAUGAACCUAUGAUUGAGUCAAGCAUAUCACGAAUGCGUGCAUUUUCCACCUACAAGCCGCCGGCCAGUGAGCAGGAUGUCCGCACCAUGCUGGGCGAUGUCACCGGUGGAUGUUAUUGUGUCUGGCGUGACAAUGGCAAUCCUGAUGAGCCGGUCAAGACAAUUGCUGUUGGCAUUUUCGAUUUGAAUGCUAAAACCUUUUCACUCUAUUCCGAUAAUCCGUGUCUAACUGAGCCUCAUUGCACGUUGCCCCUAAUAUACAAAUAG
Drosophila innubila is the source of this 1356-nucleotide messenger RNA. RefSeq lists its product as uncharacterized. NCBI's taxonomy places the organism in Eukaryota, Metazoa, Arthropoda, Insecta, Diptera, Drosophilidae. The coding region runs from base 193 to 1356 and encodes 387 amino acids. The transcript is spliced from 9 exons. The record is from RefSeq and is a predicted model, not a curated record.